Messenger RNA from Penaeus vannamei (Pacific white shrimp), 3335 nucleotides. The record is from RefSeq and is a predicted model, not a curated record. NCBI's taxonomy places the organism in Eukaryota, Metazoa, Arthropoda, Malacostraca, Decapoda, Penaeidae.
CGUACAGCCGCCAGUUCGAGGUGGGGACGCUCUACACCUACGUCUACGAGACCUCGGUGCUGCUGAACGAGCCCCAGGCGCUGCCGGUGUCCACGGCGAAGGAUGUGGGUUUCCGCGUCGAGCUCUCGGCCGAGGUCACCCCGUGUGCAGCACCUGGCAACGCCCACGAGCAGAUCCUAUCGUGGCCCCAAGCUCUCGGUGAAGUCCCGCCAGGGGCCGACCCCGGGGACUUCGCACACAAAUCCUCCAAGCUGGAACAGUACACGCUGCACCCGGUCUUCCUGCAUUGGAACAGCGCAGGUCGGGAAGGUGCACCACUUCGAGGGGAGGAGGCUUCGCUGCUCAAUGUGAUGAAGGGCAUCUCCAGUCUGUUGCAGAAUCAUCGAGAAAGCUACCUCAAUGGAGACCCACUUCCUGCGAGUGGAGGCACGGAAGCAGUCAGGCGCAGAAGGUUGAUGAUGAAGCAGCAGAACCUCCAACUCAAGAGUCGCAGCAAGGUUAACAGCCCCAAAUACCCAGGAAACACAGCUGCCGAAGCAUUACGAUCCAUUGCCAAGAAGUUGAAGAAAUCGAUCGUCACAGAGCAACUCACAACUAAUCCUGAGGCAAAGGAGUGUAUUUCAUGCAAAUCGUUGAAGGCAUUGAUCAGCAGCUUCUACAACACUCUAAGUCCCAAGAACCUGGGCACGCAAGGCUCGGCCAUCGCUUUUGUGAGGCUGCUAAGGAAAGUGCGUGAGAGUGACCUGGAUACCAUCAAGGCGAUACUCAAGGAUAAGAAGAAUGCCAAGAUUAUGCCACAGCUCCUCGACAUCUUGGCAGCAGCACAGACGAUUCCCUCGCACAAGGCCGCCAUGUCCGUGCUCAACUUUGGUGGUCCGAUUGACAACCCCGAGAGGUACCUGUUGAGUCUCUCCUUAGCGACGCAUCCUUCUGAGUUCAUCCUGCAAGAUUUAAUUAAACUUGCAAAGAAGGGUCUCAAUAAUGACAAGCUGUAUGAGACUCUUGUCCUAACUAUAGCAUCUGUCAGCCACACUUUCUGCAAAGUUUCCAACAAUUGCAAAAAGCCUAUUAUUACUGAUGUCCAGGAGUUUAUAACAAGUAAGUUGGAAAACUGCAAGAGUGAAGACUGUCAGCUGAUUUACAUCCGUGCUUUAAAGAACUUCAGGAAAGCAGAUACAAUGGAGACCCUCCUGAAGUAUGCAGAGGGCAAAGCACGCAAACCAGCAAUAUAUGCAACAAGAGCAUUGCAAACUAUGCCUAGUAGUUACAUAACAGAAAAGAUCCUGAAGAGUCUAGAGCGAGUCUUCUUGGAACUAAAUAGGCAGCACGACACUAGCGUUCGAGAUGCAGCAGACAUCAUCUUGCAGCAUCAGCCCAGUGAGGAAUUCCUUAAGGCUCUGUUCCAUGUCAUGACCUCGCACGAAACCAGAGAGCUGAACACCCUCUUGCUGGGGAGAGUUUCCGACUUAGCCAGAAAGACGAACACUUGCAGAAGGUGGGUUCUACUGAAGACUGUGCUAAAGACCUCAACUUUUAACAAUUACCACAUCCAUGGUCAAGGAGGAUUGUCAUCGGCAUUUUCAAGAAUGCUUGCUGAGGACAAAAGUGCCACUCCUCCUUCAGCAACAUGCUCGAAUCAAUGGGGACUACUGAAGAGGUCUACAGUCGAUGUCUUUGUGAAUACUGAUGUCCAGAUGAGGCUUCUUUCUAUUGGCAUUUUCGCAGGUGGACUUUCUGUUUUUGGAGGAGAGGAUGCAGUCGAUGAUGGAGAGGAAGCCAAUGCUGGUAUUGAGAUGACCUUGAUGGACACACAGCUUCGACCAUUUGUGUUCUUCACUGGCCAAGGGGAGCUCAUGGGACAUGUAUGGGCUGGCACAGGGUCAGAGAAAACCACUGCGCUCCAGGGCUCCUUGUUACUCCAAGACCACCUCCAGAUUGUCCCCCUACAGAAUGGUUUUAAUGCCGAACUCCUCCUCAAUGGUGCCAUAUCGUAUGACUUUUCUGGCCAAGUACAAGUGUCUCUCUGGAAUAGAAAUGCCCACAGUCUAGUAGAAGUUGGGGCUGCUAUGAUUGUCCAGGGCGUAGCCAGAGUAGACAGCUCCUUCGUGCAGACUCUCAUUGAGUUUAACUCGGGAGGACAGACACAGCUGAACUUCGUCACAGACCUCGAGUUCUAUGACGAAGUGAUUAUGUGUUUACAAAUGGUGCAACCCAACUUUGAGGUUGUGAACAACGUACGAAAGCUCGAGCGCAUUCCUGGAAGCAAUUAUGUGUUGCGUAAAUACAAGAAAAAUACAUCUCCUGUUCCCGGUAAAACAUAUGUAAUGAAUAAGAAAAAUACCGAACUAUGUAAUAAGAUGUUUAAUAAAUAGAUUGAUAUAUAUUUUUUUAACUAGCUUAUUUAGAUGCUGUAUCAGUCAUAGGAUAAAAGAAUCAUUGGUUUUGAUUUUUUUUUUUUCUCUCUCUCGUUUUUAAAAAGACCUAGAUAGUAUACCAGAACAAAUGAAAAAUGCCAUUGAACAAAGUCAGUUACAAUGAACAGUCAGAUUUGACAAUAGAUAGGGAAUACAUAUUUUAAUAUUUACAAACUGAAUGUAUGAUACUCAUUCCACCAUAAAGAAAAGAUUACAUAAGAGAACAUUGUUAAUUCUUUUUUGUGAUUUAUACAUCCUCUUACAGAGAAUUAUUUAAAGAAUUGCCAGUAGCUUAGAAUUCACCUUUGGUGCCUUUUAUACCGUUGUAGACAUGUCUUCUACCUCGCCUACUACUGUUGUGUCUUGUAGACAUAAUAUGGAGUCAGAUACACAAGGUCACAGUGAUGAGAGUAUGUGUAGAUAGGUAUAUUUUUCUUUAUACAGUGGGCUUUAAACUCGUGUCGUUAUUAAGAGCGUUUUUGUGGGCAUAAAGGAAGGAAGGACCAAUCAUUCAUUUUUUUCAGUGGCAUGGUUGUCUUUCCUUCCUCCUCUUUUUUAAGGAUUGUUAUGACUACAUUUAUUUUUAUUUUGUAAUCAUGUAUAGUAGGAAAAAAAGGAAAAUUCAGGACUAAUUUUUCCCAGGUAUUUUUAAAAGUAAUUUUAAACUGGAAAGACUAUCAGUGCUAGGAGACAGUGCAAGGUAUGCGCCGUAAACCAUUUCCAAUUUUCCUUGAGACAUUCCCGUAGCAUUUGGUGCAUUCUCAUCGACCGAACAUUCUCAGAACUGGUGAUAUUAAGUCAUGUUGUGCUUUCAGAUGGUUGCUCACACAGACAGGUUGCAGUUUUGUAGGUUUUUGUAUUACCUGUUUGCUAAAGAUUUCCCCUUUUUCCCCUAUGAUACAAGUGUGAAAUACUAUUUUU